AAUCAUUGGACCGAUGAUUUUCGUUACUCGUCACUCUCCGUUGAAUGUUGGUCGAAUUUACGUUGUUAUUUCAGCCAUUUUAUUCCAAAAUACCUGAUUCCUUAUUGUUGCCAGCUGAGAGAAGCCAUCAAUGGCGUUAAGGAUAAUCCAAACUCGCUUGCUUUCCUCCCGAAUCCGCCCCUUCUCUUCUCUCAACCUCCCCGCUCUUGAGCCCUCGAACGAGGCCGAGUCCAUCUCGAAGAUGCUGCUCCACCACCACAACCCCUUCCACGCCAUGGAGGCCUCUCUCCAGCUCCACGGCAUCACUCUCACCCCUCACCUCCUCCACCAAACCCUCCUCCGCCUCAAACACUCUUCCAAGAUCGCCCUCGCCCUUUUCAACUACUCCAAGUCCCUCCCUUCCUCUCCUCUCACUCCCACCUCCUACCACCUCCUCAUCGACCUCGUCGCCAAAGUCCGCCAGUUCGAUCUCGCUUGGCAGCUCGUUAUCGAAAUGGACCAACACAACCUCCUCCCCACACCCACCACGUUCUUGAUCUUGAUCCGUAGACUCAUCACCGCUGGCCUUACACGCCAAGCCAUUCGUGCUUUCGAUGACAUUGAAGGUUUUAGUCAAAUCAAAACCAGCAAUGAAGAUUUUUGUUAUCUGUUGGACACCCUUUGCAAGUAUGGGUUUGUUAAGGUUGCAACCGAGGUUUUUAACAAAAAGAAACACGGGUUUUUGCCAGAUACUAAAAUGUAUACCAUUUUGAUAUAUGGGUGGUGCAAGAUUGGUAGGAUUGAUAUGGGGGAGAAGUUUUUAAACGACAUGGUGGGGAGAGGGAUCGAGCCGAAUGUGGUUACGUAUAAUGUUUUGUUGAAUGGGAUUUGUAGGCGGGCAAGUUUGCAUCCAGAGGGUAGGUUCGAGAGGACGAUAAGGAACGUGGAGAAGGUGUUCGAUGAAAUGAGAGAGAGAGGGAUUGAGCCAGAUGUAACUAGUUUUUCGAUCGUGCUUCAUGUGUAUAGCCGGGCACAUAAGCCUGAGUUGUCACUUGAUAAGUUGAGGUUGAUGAAGGAGAAAGGGAUCUCUCCGAGUGUGGCAACAUAUACUUCGGUGAUCAAGUGUCUUUGUUCAUGUGGGAGGCUUGAUGAUGCAGAGAAGUUGCUUGAGGAGAUGGGGAGGAAUGGGGUUAGUCUAUGUGCCGCUACUUAUAAUUGUUUCUUUAAGGAGUAUAGGGGAAGAAAAGAUGUGGAUAGUGCUUUAAAGUUGUAUAAGAAAAUGAAGGAGGAGGGUUUGUGUAUGCCUAGUAUUCACACCUAUAACAUAUUGGUGGGGAUGUUUUUGAAGUUGAAUCGUAUGGAGAUUGUGAAGGGCUUAUGGGAUGAUAUGAGCGAGUGUGGGGAAGGUCCAGAUUUGGAUUCAUAUACAAUGUUGAUUCAUGGGUUAUGUGAGAAACAGAAGUGGAGAGAGGCGUGCCAGUUUUUUGUGGAGAUGAUAGAGAGGGGCUUUCUCCCACGGAAGGUAACUUUUGAGACACUUUACAGGGGCCUUAUACAAUCUGAUAUGUUGAGAACUUGGAGAAGAUUAAAGAAGAAACUUGAUGAAGAGUCAAUAACAUUUGCUUCAGAGUUCCAGAAUUAUCAUUUGAAGCCAUAUAGGAGAUGAUCUGCAGAUAUGUAAAGUGUUUAUGUACUCUUAACCUUUUUGACUGUUUUAUUAUUUGAAGGUUGGUUUAAUUA
Corylus avellana is the source of this 1719-nucleotide messenger RNA. Its product is annotated as pentatricopeptide repeat-containing protein At2g13420, mitochondrial. Gene Ontology annotation, biological process: mitochondrion organization; RNA processing. Lineage: Eukaryota; Viridiplantae; Streptophyta; Magnoliopsida; Fagales; Betulaceae. The record is from RefSeq and is a predicted model, not a curated record. Gene Ontology annotation, cellular component: mitochondrion. Gene Ontology annotation, molecular function: mRNA binding; protein binding.